AUGGCUCGUCGAAGCGCAUCACGCGCACUCCCUCUCCUCCUUUUCGCGAUCGUCGUCCUCGCCGCCUCUCACGGCGCGAGUGCCGGGAAGGUGGUGAAGAAACCCUUCGUGCCAGGCCAGAUACUGCGCAAGUGCGGGUGGUCCAGCCUGGGCGACUACACGUCAUCGUUCCUCGUCUAUCCCAACGUGCAUCUACAUUGGAGGAAGGUCGACAGCGACACGAUCAAAUUCGCGUUUCACAUGACUAAGGGCCCCGGGACGGGCAAGGGGUGGUUCGGCGUCGGCUUUUCCAAGGACGGCAAGAUGAAUGGCGAUGCGAUCAUCGCGGAGAGCAUGCGCGCCGGCGCGCCCAGGCUGCUGACGCUCGACGGCCACAGCAGCGUGACCGACGCGACUGGGUGGGCGCCGACGGGACUGAAGAUCAUCAAGAAACCCUCGGGUACCACCAUCGAGUAA
Molecule: messenger RNA, 456 nt
Organism: Closterium sp. NIES-65
Lineage: Eukaryota; Viridiplantae; Streptophyta; Zygnematophyceae; Desmidiales; Closteriaceae
Source: the annotation of a GenBank genome assembly